This is a messenger RNA of Racocetra persica, 240 nucleotides long. Lineage: Eukaryota; Fungi; Glomeromycota; Glomeromycetes; Diversisporales; Gigasporaceae. The record is from the annotation of a GenBank genome assembly.
AUGGAAAACAUGAAUAGAGUACAAGAUUUUGUCGCUUACCUUCGUAAUCCUGUGAAAAAUAUUACUGCUUACAACUUGCUUAAAGCAAGAGUUAACGAAGAAGGAUUUUUAACAAAUAUAAUUGAUGGAUUUAUUAUUGGAAAAUCUGCAAAAAUAAUAUGGAAAAACUUUACGGCCGCAGAAAAAAGUACAUUCAUUACUUCUGCAAGUCAAAUUCGAUCUAGACUUUCUUUCUGCUGA